AUGGCCCCAUCCUGCUCACGUUCGCAAGUCUCUUGCUCCUACAAAUCAGUUCUGCUCUCAUGUCCAUUCACUGGCUGCAGUCGCAUGUUCAAGAACAAGUCUGGCUUGACAAAGCACACACGCACGCAGCAUACAAGAGCAUCAUGCAACCGCCAGUCAUUUCACCAAGCAGCACCUCAAAUUCGCUCACCUAGUCCUGAAGCAAGGUUUGACUAUGACCAUAUGGACUUCGGUGGGCCCAAUCCUGAUGCCGGAUUUGAGGAUCAAGAAGGCUUUGUACCUGAGGACGGAAGUUGGGUAGAACUGGGACCGCUUUUUCGAGUAUUUCAUUCCAGUCUCACCGGACUAAAAUGUGAUGCUGAGGGUAAUAUUAUUGAUCAGAACGCACAUCCAUCACCCCGAACUGACACUUCACUGGACGAUUGGACCCCAUAUGAAAGCCGUAUUGCAUUCAAAACUGCUGAAUUUCUUUUCUCGCGGAAUCAGACGUCUGCAAAACAAAUCGACACUCUGCUCGACUUGUGGGCAGCAUCAUUAAUUAAGCAUAACGACACUCCACCAUUCACAGGUCAUCGUGACUUGUACGACACUAUCGAUGCGACACCACUUGGCGAUAUUCCAUGGGAGACAUUCUCCAUGUCCUACAAUGGUGCCAAACCACUGCACGACAUACCACCAUGGAUGGAUGCGACCUAUGACGUUUGGUUCCAGGACCCUCGCCUCCUUUUGCAUGAUAUGCUUGGGAACCCCGAUUUUGACGGGGAAAUGGAAUAUGUCCCAUAUCGGGACUACACUGCAGAGGAUAAGCGCUGCUUCAAGAAUUUUUUUUCGGGUGACUGGGCAUGGGGCCAAGCAGAUCUUAUUGCUCAAAAUGAAGCGAAUCAUGGAUCAACUUUCGUGCCGCUAAUCAUCGGUAGCGACAAGACAACAGUUUCAGUAGCCACAGGACACACCGAGUAUCACCCGCUCUAUAUGUCCAUAGGCAACAUUUUCAAUAGCACACGACGUGCACAUCGUAAUGGUGUAGUUUUGGUGGGUUUCCUCGCCAUCCCCAAAACUACAAAGGAACAUGCCAGUGAUACAGCUUACCGCAACUUUCGACGACAAAUGUUUCAUAGCUCCCUCGCCAAAAUCUUUGAGGCCAUCAAACCUUACAUGAACACCCCUGAUGUCGCUCGAUUCCCUGAUGGACAUUUCCGCCGAGUCAUAUAUGGACUGGGUCCCUACAUUGCUGACUAUCCGGAGCAGGUACUGCUGUCCGGGGUAGUCCAGGGAUGGUGUCCAAAGUGCCUUGCUGACCGGAGAGACUUAGACGGUGACGGGCCAUGCUUGCGCCGGUGCGAAAAACAUAGAGAGCUUCUUGUCGAAGAGCUCGAGUAUAAGAAGCUAUGGGAGGAAUAUGGUAUUGUUGGUGAUGUCGUGCCAUUUACGAACGACUACCCUCGAGCCGAUAUUCAUGAAUUAAUAUCUCCAGACAUCCUCCAUCAAAUUAUUAAAGGCGCUUUUAAAGAUCAUCUAGUGGAUUGGGUUGAGUCUUACCUCAAGAUCACACAUGGCGCUUCCCGUGCUGCACAGAUCAUGGAUGACAUUGACAAUAGGAUUGCAGCUGUUUCUUCAUUUGCAGGUUUACGACGAUUUCCAGAAGGACGCGGAUUUAAACAAUGGACCGGUGAUGAUUCGAAGGCGUUGAUGAAGGUCUACCUGCCUGCUAUCAGGGGCCAUGUCCCUGACGAGGUAGUACGCACCUUCAGUGCAUUCCUGGACUUUUGCUACAUCGUUCGACGCAACACGCUUACUGAGGACGACCUCAUCCAACUUCAGGAUGCGCUUGAUCGGUUCCACAGAUACCAGGAAAUCUUCAAGACAACUGGCAUCACCCUGUCUUUCUCCCUGCCACGUCAGCACUCGUUAAACCAUUACUUACUUCUUAUCCGGCAAUUUGGGGCACCCAAUGGGCUUUGUUCUUCAAUUACAGAGUCAAAGCAUAUCAAGGCUGUCAAGGAGCCCUGGCGUCGCUCAAGCCGGUACAAAGCGCUUGGGCAGAUGUUACUUACGAAUCAACGACUCGAUAAGCUGGCAGCUGCUCGUGUGGAUUUCCAGGCACGCGGGAUGUUGGAGGGCUCAUGUCUGUCCGAAGCUUUGCAUAAGCUUCGAAAACAUGAUGAUGAGUUUGCCAAUAAUGUAGCUGCUCCCGCAGACCAGCCUGGGUUUCUGAAUGUCAACGAACCCAAGCAUCGAUGUGAUGUUCGUGCACUUGGCGACGAGCUUGAGCUCCCCAAUUUCCAGCAAAUGGUCCAGGAAUUUCUUCAUGACCAGGCUCACGCUGCCGAUCCUGACCCUCCUGUAUUCGAUCCCGCAUCAGCACCAUUAUUCUCAGGGAAAGUCUCAAUUUUCAAUUCUGCAGCUGCCGAGUUCUAUGCACCUAGCGAUCUCAGUGGCACUGGAGGUAUGCGACGCGAGCAUAUUCGUGCAGUGUCAUCUUGGCGUGGAGGUGCACCCCGUCACGAUUGUGUCUUUGUCAACAUGAAUACUGAUACUAAUAUUAUGAAUGGUCUUGCGGUUGCACGAGUGCUUUGUUUUUUUUCUUUCAGCAAUCGCACAUCUUUUUUCCAGUGUGCUGUUGUUCGGUGGUUCUCGCAUGUCCUUGAUGCACGUGAUCUGGACACUGGAAUGUAUGUCGUUGCUCCCGCAACACUAGAGGACGACACACCAGACAUCUCUAUCAUUCACAUUGAUUGCAUUUUCCGCGCAGCACAUCUUAUUCCAGUAUAUGGCUCAAACAUGUUACCUCACGCAAUUACUUCACACAAUUCUUACGACGUCUUUCACUCUUAUUUUGUCAACAAGUACGCUGAUCACCACGCAUUCGAGAUUGUGUAA
Molecule: messenger RNA, 2880 nt
Organism: Suillus fuscotomentosus
Lineage: Eukaryota; Fungi; Basidiomycota; Agaricomycetes; Boletales; Suillaceae
Exons: 10
Coding region: 1-2880 (959 amino acids)
Source: RefSeq, a predicted model, not a curated record